AUGGCGCACUAUAGUGUUGCCUCGUUAUCCGAACAGUUUAGUUUUACGGUCCUCGUUGCCGCCGCCCAGUCUUGGCAUGGGACCCUAGAGGAGGGUGACCCUGAAAGUCUUGUGCUUCCUUUGCGUCUUCUUUUAGUUAUUCCAGAGUCAGAUGACGUACUGAGAUGCUCGAUUGUCGGAUUGAUCCGAGAUGACCUCAUCUGGGAUACCCCCUUUUAG
Molecule: messenger RNA, 219 nt
Organism: Fusarium venenatum
Lineage: Eukaryota; Fungi; Ascomycota; Sordariomycetes; Hypocreales; Nectriaceae
Source: RefSeq, a predicted model, not a curated record